Messenger RNA from Colletotrichum scovillei, 1178 nucleotides. RefSeq lists its product as uncharacterized. The coding region runs from base 478 to 1164 and encodes 228 amino acids. Lineage: Eukaryota; Fungi; Ascomycota; Sordariomycetes; Glomerellales; Glomerellaceae. The transcript is spliced from 2 exons. The record is from RefSeq and is a predicted model, not a curated record.
UCAGACCAGACUAGUCCUGCCACACCCUUCGACAGCUACGGAGACCCUGGCGCUUCCUGACUGGCAUGGCACCACCUUACGGUGUAUAGCUUUGGUGAGGAAUGGCGCUUCUCGUUUUGGAUCACUGCUCAGAUUCUACCCGGGGUUCCGCCCGCUCAGUCAUCCUUCCGCAACUUCAAAUCUCCUCUUUGUUGGUAAUGCUUUCCAAGGUAAGUACUUUACAAUCACGCUCUGCUAGAGCAGUAGGUCGAGUAUCUUACUGGGGUCCUUCCUUCCAACGGACCGACAUCGAUGGCUUCAUCCUUCCGUCCGCUGGAAGACUCAAUCAGCAGCUUGGGAGCGAACCUAAUGUGCGCCUCUUGGAGAAUUUUCCGCUGUGCCUCUUCCUUCGUAUUAACAACACAUCACCGUCCAGCAGCAGUCAAUCGCCAUCUUCCCAUCCCUUUCGGGUAUGCUUAACACACAAUUCGCUUUGCCAUGGCUCGCCAUCCGCCUCUAACCUUUGGUGCCAGCUCCAUCAGUCUUCUCGCGGGCUAUUUUCUUUACACUCGCGGUCCUCGCGUAGCUAACGUGCCUCGAACUCAUCUCCGCCGCACCUAUUUGCGUCCACCACCAACUAGGGUCUAUACAGCUUCGCCACUGUUUACCGGUCCCUUUCAACAUCGAAUCAAAUCCUCAGAUCGGGGCUUUUCUGCGGCAGGAUCUCUGCUGCAGUGUUUCACGUCCGCGAAAAUGGCAAGCCGUCAAUCCAAUGUCCUUGGCCGACUGGUCAACGAUCAAGUCCAAUACAGCUUCAUCCCACACCACCCCAUCAAACUCGGCCCCGGUCUGCAUCUGAGCAUCCAGUCGUCUUUUCCAUUUCAUAUCGACCGGAAGAUGCAUCAUGUCGCUUUCUUUGGAGCAACGGGGUACACCGUGUUCAGAUGUUUGAUGCAUGCUCUUCGGGAUAUCUCAAUAUUCUGCCAUGUGUAUGUCAGAUGCAAGGCAAGUCUCCUGGAGAUGUUUGACGACGCGGAUGACUUCAGAACGGAAUACCUUGACCGCAUGACAGUUUUCACGGCAGACUUGACACCAGAAAAUGCAGCUAAAGUCCUGUUCCCAGAGGUUCUCCGAGGAGAGCCCGUACACACAGUUGUCUACGGCAUUGGGGGCUUCAGGACUUAGGAGAUCUCAGCAGG